Coprinopsis cinerea okayama7#130 is the source of this 339-nucleotide messenger RNA. RefSeq lists its product as hypothetical. Lineage: Eukaryota; Fungi; Basidiomycota; Agaricomycetes; Agaricales; Psathyrellaceae. The coding region runs from base 1 to 339 and encodes 112 amino acids. The transcript is spliced from 3 exons. The record is from RefSeq and is a predicted model, not a curated record.
AUGGUCUACAGUCACAUUCGGAAACCAAUACUCUUGUCUUACACAGCUGCACACUACUUUUCAGAAGUACCGGCUGAGGAAGUAGAACGGGAUGCGAGGAAGGGGAGGACUGGGAGGGCACGGAUUGGGAUUCUCAAUCAUCUCGAUCUAGGAAGAUACCGUCGUUGCGCACCCAGGCAGGAUUUGGAGGAGCGACUCGGAGGCGACGAUUCAAGAGACCGACAUAGUGUCGAGGAAGCUACGGGGUUGGAAGAGAUGUUGAAGGACGAGAUCACUCUGGACCAUGACUUGACCGUUCCCGUACUUUGGACAACGGUUUUCGCGGACGAGUGUCGAUAG